Messenger RNA from Anoplopoma fimbria (sablefish), 1908 nucleotides. It is a transcript of the gene bud23, whose product is annotated as BUD23 rRNA methyltransferase and ribosome maturation factor. The record is from RefSeq and is a predicted model, not a curated record. The coding region runs from base 180 to 1028 and encodes 282 amino acids. Gene Ontology annotation, biological process: rRNA (guanine-N7)-methylation. Gene Ontology annotation, cellular component: nucleolus. Lineage: Eukaryota; Metazoa; Chordata; Actinopteri; Perciformes; Anoplopomatidae. Gene Ontology annotation, molecular function: rRNA (guanine) methyltransferase activity. The transcript is spliced from 12 exons.
GUUUCAGCUGCGUUGCUUUUAUUCAACCCAACGAAGAAGAACUUCUUACGUCGCCUGUGUAUGACGUCAUCGGUCUUCACGUGUGGAUCGUGGGCUAUCACAACAUUUAGCUUGUUUAUGAGCUGAUAUUACACAUUUUUCUUUAUCUUUGGAUAAGCGGCCCAAACAAAAGGACAACCAUGACCUCCAACUGUCGACGGCCUGAACACACAGCUCCUCCAGAUGUGUUCUACAAUGAAUCCGAGGCAAAGAAAUACUCUCAAAACUCUCGAAUGAUUGAGAUCCAGACCCAGAUGUCAGAGAGAGCUGUAGAGCUUUUAAACCUGCCAGAGGGACAGCCGUGUUUCCUGUUAGAUGUGGGGUGCGGCUCUGGUCUCAGUGGAGACUUCCUGUCAGAGGAGGGACACUAUUGGGUUGGGGUCGACAUCAGCACUGCAAUGCUGGAUGUUGCGCUAGACAGAGAAGUAGAGGGAGACCUUUUAGUGGGGGACAUGGGCCAGGGGAUGCCUUUCCGAGCUGGCACCUUCGACGGCUGCAUCAGUAUCUCUGCUCUUCAGUGGCUUUGUAAUGCCGACAAGAGGACACAUAGUCCUCCUAAAAGGCUCUUCACCUUCUUUAGUACUCUCUACUCUUCUCUGUCAAGAGGCUCUCGUGCAGUUUUCCAGCUUUAUCCAGAGAACUCGGAACAGCUUGAGCUGAUCACGACGCAGGCCAUGAGGGCAGGCUUCGGUGGAGGCAUGGUGGUGGAUUACCCCAACAGCACCAAGGCUAAAAAGUUCUUCCUGUGUCUGUUUGCUGGAGUAACAGGAGCCCUUCCCAAAGGAUUGGGAGCAGAAACCUCAGACAGAGGUGUUUCAAACCAGGUCCAGUAUUCAGGACAAAGAUCCCGGUUCAAAAACAUGAAGGGGAAAUCAGCGAAGAAGGGACGAGAUUGGAUCUUUGAGAAGAAGGAGAGGAGGAGAAGACAGGGACGGGAGGUUCGAGCGGACACAAAAUACACUGCACGUCAGAGAAGACCUCAUUUCUAAGUGACUCAUGCAGCUGUGCUUCUGUACCGCGACACACAAUCCCCCCUCGAACUGCAGUGUUUGGACUCAAAAUCCUUAAUCCAAGUGAAUGAGAUGCAACAGUAAAAAGCUAUUCUGGCCAAUCAUUUCUACAUUUGUUUGGCAGUUUGUUUUUCACAGAUAUUGGUAAGAUUUCAUUCUCCAUGUUCAUGUUGGCUGGAAGAUACCAAGUACAUGGACAGACAUCUGUACUGCUUACAGUGGAGACAGAGUUGGCAUUCACUGCACUAACAAUGUCAUUGAAUUACAAUAAUUUUUUUUAUAAAUUAUCAAAUGCCACAUCUUCUAUCGCUGAUCAGACUUUUAUUAAAAAUCUACAACAAUAGAGAUUUGUAGUAUAUUUACAGGUAUUUUCCCAGUAUUUAGAAGGAAUUGAACUAAUGACGUCCAUGCAUUUGUGAAGGCUGCACCGUUUCAAAAUCCUAUCAAAAGCAUACAUAUAUGAAAUGGCACAUGCAAUGCCUACGCAAAUGUGUUUGUUUGCCUUGAAUGCACUGCAAGUUCAUUACGAUAAUGAAGGUUUCUAAAAGGGGAGAGUCCAUAUGUAGAAAGAAUACUUUGCUUAUAAGGGAAAAACGGAACUAAACUAACUUUCAAAUCAAAUCAAAUGGCACAUUUCUGCUGGAACUACCACUAAAUCAUUUGGAAAAAAAUCUUUUUGUAGGCUUGAUGGUUUAUAUAGAUUGUUAUUAUCAGUAGAGUGCAUUAAAUACCUUCCGUAUAACAUAAUAAAGACAUUUUGACUAUUAAAAAGGUAAUUCAAAUUUGUGUUUAGUAAGAAAAACAUACAUUAUUGGAUACAGUUGAAAGUCCCACAUGGACUAAUGAAGGCAUCGGAAAA